AUGAUUAAACGGUGGCUUUUAGCCCUGUCGGCCCGGGUCGGCCUCACUGUGCUGGGCCUCUGCUGCUGUCUGUCCCUGUUCUACCUCCUCGCCUGUAAACCCACGUCUCACAGCAGCCAGCAGUCUCUGCUGUGGUCUGGUGGGGCCACCAGUAAAGAAGGAUACAUGGCCUUGUUGCAGGAGAGGGAGGACUCUCACAGACAUUACAUCAACAGCCUGACGAAGCAGAUAGCCCAGCUGAAAGAAGCUCUCCAGGAGAGGACGCAGCAGCUUCAAGAGUCCCUGGAGAAAGCUAAAACAAGAGGGAUUCUGCCUCAGGGUCUGGAGAGUCUGCACAAAACCCCGACACAGACUGACCUUAAGGAUUUCCUACGCUCCCAGCUGAACCAGGCAGAGGUGAACUCAGGUGUAAAGCUGCUCAGCGAAUAUGCAGUGAUUCCUUUUGACACUUUCACCCUGCGGAGGGUGUACCAGCUGGAGACAGGACUGACAAGGCACCCAGAGGAGAGGCCUGUGAGGAGAGACCGCAGAGACGAGCUGAUAAGCACAGUGGAAACAGCUCUGCACGUCCUGAACGGACAUCAGCAACACACUGACAACACCAGACGGAAGCGCACAUACUCCCCUUCAGACUUCAUAGAGGGGUUGACCCGUACAGAGCGGGACAGAGGAACCGUUUACGAGCUGAUGUUUAAAGGCGCCGGCCCGCAGGACUUCACACAGCUCAUGCUCUUCAGGCCAUUUGGUCCCAUGAUGAAGGUGAAGAGCGAGAGUGUGGACAUACGCAGCAUGCUCAUUAACAUCAUCGUACCUCUUUCCAAGAGGCCGGACGCAUUCAGGCAGUUCAUCAACAACUUCAGAGAGGUUUGCAUCCGGCUGGACGGCAGGGUGCAUCUGACUGUGGUCUACUUUGGUCGCGAUCAGAUAGACCAGGUGAAAGCCAUGCUGGACCAGACCACCAGAGAGACUCGGUUCAGGAGCUUCACUUUGAUCCAGCUGAAUGAGGAGUUUUCUCGUGGUCGGGGCUUAGAAGUGGGCGCCAGGGCUUGGAGGCGCAGUCAGAAUGUCCUGCUCUUCUUCUGUGAUGUUGACAUCCACUUUACCGCCGACUUCUUAACUUCCUGUCGUCUCAACGCUGAACCUGGUAAGAAAGUGUACUAUCCAGUGCUCUUUAGCCAGUACAACCCAUCUAUUAUCUAUAGUAAUCAGACAAUUCUACCCUCUGUUCAACAACAACUGGUGAUAAAGAAGGAAACUGGAUUCUGGAGAGACUUUGGGUUUGGCAUGACAUGCCAGUACAGGUCUGAUUUCCUCAACAUAGGGGGUUUUGACCGUAACAUCAAAGGUUGGGGGUUGGAGGAUGUGCACCUGUACAGGAAGUACCUUCACAGUAAGCUGAUAGUGAUUCGCUCUCCGUCCAGAGGCCUUUUCCACUUGUGGCACGAGAAGAACUGUGCAGACGAGCUCCCUCCAGACAAAUACAAGAUGUGUAUGCAGACCAAAGCCAUGAGCGAAGCCUCGCACGGCCAGCUGGGGGAGCUGUUUUUCAAACGAGAGAUUGAGGUUCAUUUGAGCUCCCAGAAGCAGAUGGACAGAGGAACAUGA
Perca flavescens (yellow perch) is the source of this 1605-nucleotide messenger RNA. Its product is annotated as chondroitin sulfate N-acetylgalactosaminyltransferase 1. The transcript has 9 exons. Gene Ontology annotation, molecular function: glucuronosyl-N-acetylgalactosaminyl-proteoglycan 4-beta-N-acetylgalactosaminyltransferase activity. The record is from RefSeq and is a predicted model, not a curated record. Gene Ontology annotation, cellular component: Golgi cisterna membrane. NCBI's taxonomy places the organism in Eukaryota, Metazoa, Chordata, Actinopteri, Perciformes, Percidae. The coding region runs from base 1 to 1605 and encodes 534 amino acids.